UAAUUGAAUUGUUGUUAAAAUGAAUCGUUACACCUAUAAUGAGUACCAAAGUUAUUUCUGAAGAUGGGUGGCAUCAUGGUACUGUUUACAGAAGAAGAACUUCACUGAGUUUCUGGUGUUAACAGUUUAUGAUAGAUUUGUUUAUGUGUUAACAUCAGAAGAUUUAACAUACUCUAGUAUUCCCUGUAUCCUCUUACUAUAAUAUACUGUAUAUAUAUAUAUAUAUAUAUAUAUAUACAUACAUAGAUACAGCUUUUUGAAAAAAUAAAUACAUGUUUAAAAUUCAACGUCAUCCAUUUUAUAUGAUUAAUAUUAAUCUUUAUCUUAAAAAAUGUUUGUCUUUUCAAUAUUUAAAAAACAAGCAGCAUAAAAACAGAAAAAUGAAAAUGUAAUGUAUGCACCAAUGAAGAUUAAGAGUGUGUUUGAUAAAAAAGAGAAAAAAACAGCCUUGUUUGUCAGAGUUAGAGUCCACACUUGUCACAUAUAGUAAGACUUCAGUUCAAAAAAAGCUUUAUGCUGCCCGCAUUUCAAGGCUCAGCAUUCGAGAGCAUGAAACAAGAAAAGUGGGUGAAAACACUCAAUAAAUGUCUGCACCACUACAUGGACUUACUUGCCAACAAACAGUGUCAUUAGAGCUGAAUCCAGCACGUUGCUUGGAUUACUUAAGACGCUUUAAAUGAGAGACUAAUUGUUGACAAUAACCUGCUUUUUAGCAGCAGCUGGCACGUGCACACUUAAGCACAGCAAGACAAUAGAGGAGCUAUUAAGAUAAUUCUACAAGCAAUUACUCUUAGACGAACAAAAAAAAAAAAGAGUAAGAGAGUGAGAGAAAGGUAGCUUUGACGAAACUGGCUUCCCCUCGCUCUUCCUCUCUUGUCUUCCUGCACUCUCUCACAAGCUCAUUACGCACCCUCUCUUUAGAAGAGACUUGGAGCAGAUCAGAAAAGCAGGAACAGUCCUGACAGAGAGCGAAAAGCAACCUGCAGGUGUCAGUACAAGCAUUGAAAAUGAUGUCUUCAAUGAACAAGCAAGUAAAAAGAAGCCACUUCUAGAGCCAUGGAGAUGCCAGGUUCUCUUUUUCAGAAGAAAAAAACUAACUGCAAACUUCACAUGGAUAAAUGGGUUGAAUAAACACAUGAAAGUCUAAUUCUUCUGGGAUCCUAACACCAAAAGGACACCAAAGAGUUUGGAAAAGCUAAAGCCUGGAGAAUGUGGUGCAGUACCUCCAUUGAAUAUUAAAUAGAAAAUAUGAACGAGCUACAGCGUCAGCUUUUUCAUAAAGUUAACAUCUUUCAACUAAUUAAAAAAGUCACGAUGCCGCCAGUGAAAAACCACUAAUAAUGUUGUCAAAAGUGGUGCUGGGUGUCAUUCUGUCCCUCCUCAUCCUCCUGACUGUGGGUGGUAAUGUGCUGGUGUGUCUGGCUGUCUGUGCCUCUCGACGCCUCCGCUGCCUCACCAACUGCUUCAUCGUGUCGCUGGCUGUGACAGACCUGCUGCUCGGCCUCCUGGUCCUCCCCUUCUCUGCCCUCAUCCUCAUCAGUGACGACUGGCCCCUGGGUCCAGUCUUCUGCAACUUCUACAUCUCGAUGGAUGUCAUGCUGUGCACUGCCUCCAUUCUCACAUUGCUGGCCAUCAGUGUGGACCGCUACCUGGCAGUGACCAUGCCUCUAAGAUAUACCUCCCUAGUGGUGCCAUGGAGAGUUGGAGUAGCCAUGAUGAGCGUGUGGAUAGUGUCUGUGGCCUUGUCUUUUUUGCCCAUCCAAAUGGGCUGGAACACGGUUAACGGAACCGUACAGAACCAGGGACCGUGGGCUUCAGACAGGAGGUGUCGCUUUGAGCUGAACAGACCUUACGUCCUCACAGACUCCCUUCUCACAUUUUACCUUCCUCUGGUUGCCAUGUGCUGGACCUAUCUCCAAAUACUACGCAUUGCACGGGUGCAGGCCAAGCGCAUCAUCAGCACCAGGCCGACCUGCGUCACCAGCUAUGACUGCAGAAGCAAUCCUCCCACCAGCACCACUCUGGUUUGCAGUGUUACAGCCGUGGCGCUGCGGGAGCACAAAGCCACAGUGACUCUAGCAGCUGUGAUUGGCGCAUUUGUGGUGUGUUGGUUACCCUAUUUCAUUCUGUUCACAGUGUUAGGACUGAGGGAGCAUCCAGACCCUGCCAUAGUCCCUGCAUACCCUGUUGUGCUGUGGCUUGGAUAUGCCAACUCAGCCCUCAAUCCUUUCCUCUACGGCGUCCUGAACAGGGACUUUAGGGCAGCAUACUCCCAUCUACUGAGAUGCAGCUUCCAUUCUUACAGUGGCUGUAGGAUCAAAAAAUCAUCGCCUACCGCAGGAGCAGCCAGAGAGCAUCUCACUGAGAUGAUGCUGCUGUGUGGCCAAACCCCUGCCACCUGCAGGGCAGCUAUAACAGAUCAAAAUGUCAUGCAUGAGGGAAAAAACAGCAGGACAGCAACAACAGCUAUCCACUUUGCAAAUGGCACUGCUGUCACAGAUGUCACUGGUAAUGACAGGGAAACUGCUCUUCAGUGUGUAUUUAUGUUACACUUCACUUACGGAAAAUGUUGCAGAGAGUGUGCCCCAGUGGAAACAUGAAGAACCACAGCUUGGAGUAGGGAAAUAGAAUUUUCAUUACCAACUGAUGUUUAGUGUGAAUCACUCGGCGAAUGGCAGUUAGGAAUAAAGCACACAUGUCGGAGCUGAAUCAACCCGAGUGCUUGAAGUGUGAAGCAUGUAUUUUUGUGUCAGUGCCGAAGGAUACAGCCACACUUACGUCUGUCGUCAUGUUGUAGCGUGAAGCUGAGAAACGUAUCUGUAGACUCAUUAUGUAAAUGUGACUAAGGACUGAAUGUAUGGCAUGCACCAUUCAUUAAAAAUAAAAA
Oryzias melastigma (Indian medaka) is the source of this 2887-nucleotide messenger RNA. RefSeq names its product histamine receptor H2a (gene hrh2a). Gene Ontology annotation, cellular component: plasma membrane. The record is from RefSeq and is a predicted model, not a curated record. Gene Ontology annotation, biological process: chemical synaptic transmission; adenylate cyclase-activating adrenergic receptor signaling pathway; regulation of appetite. The transcript has 3 exons. Gene Ontology annotation, molecular function: G protein-coupled serotonin receptor activity. Lineage: Eukaryota; Metazoa; Chordata; Actinopteri; Beloniformes; Adrianichthyidae. The coding region runs from base 1341 to 2600 and encodes 419 amino acids.